Molecule: messenger RNA, 973 nt
Organism: Cryptotermes secundus
Lineage: Eukaryota; Metazoa; Arthropoda; Insecta; Blattodea; Kalotermitidae
Exons: 3
Coding region: 329-931 (200 amino acids)
Source: RefSeq, a predicted model, not a curated record
UGUUAUACACCAUCGUCAGAAUCCUAUAGUAACUACUGAUGUUAGUACCACUGCACUUAUUGUUUUUAACCAUACAAAAUUGUAUUUAGUAAUUAAACAGUAACAUGUAUACUGUCUUUCAAUACAUACCUGAUAAUAUAAUUCACAAUAUAGACGAAAUGCUUCAAAGUAGCACCGCCUUCUUCAGGCGCCACUGGAGGAACAUACGGCCUCCAUCUUCAGGGUAGAAGAUAGAGGCAUUGCAUUCCCCCGAACUGCUAGUAAAUGUCUACCAGAUAAGACAGCAACUUGUCCUAAAAGACAGUAAUUUUCAAGAGUAGUCCUUAGUAUGAAAAUGAGGAAAGAAAGUAAGUGGAUAAUAGAAGACACCAAACAGAGCAACUUUCACAUAGAAGAAACAAAUUCUAACAGAGUGUCUGGUGAAGAGGGAGAGAAGAGCAGCUCAAAGAGAAAGAGGAAAAGUAAGUGGCUGGAAGGAGGAAGGAGUAAUGAUAUUGAACAAGAAUCAGAACCAAAGAAAAAGAAGAAACACAAAACAAAGAAAGCAAAAAACAUGCAAGCAAUACAGAAUUCAGAUGGAAACAAAGAAAAAUGUAUCAGGUAUCUGAAAAGAUGGCACGAAGACAGACAGAACUGGAAGUUUGAAAAAUUAAGACAGAUAUGGUUGUUCCAAAAUAUGCUCAAUCCUUUAAAGGUUCCAGAUUCAAGCUUCCAAAUUCUAGUGGACUACAUAUCUGGUAGUCGAGGAUAUGCAAGGCAGAUGGUAGUGGAGAAGACCAUGAAAGUGAUAAAAGCAGUAGAACUGUGGUCAAAAUUAUCAGAAGAAGGUCUGAAAGAGGAGGACAUAGCUAAGCAAGUUCCUGAUGAAAAGGUUCCAGAAGUGGUAUAUGAACGAGCAAGAUCAAUUCUUCAAUCUCUGGAUGAUGUGUAAUAAGAGGGUCUUCUUAAUAAAAGCAUUUCUGUACAAAUGGCA